This is a messenger RNA of Ostertagia ostertagi, 840 nucleotides long. The record is from the annotation of a GenBank genome assembly. Lineage: Eukaryota; Metazoa; Nematoda; Chromadorea; Rhabditida; Trichostrongylidae.
AUGGGCGCUAAUCAUAUUGGAGAAAUAGCGGGUUAUUGUAAGUAUGCAUUACCAACCCACGGCCUCAUCACUAACUGUGGUAAAGCUCAUUUGGAAGGUUUCGGCAGCGUAGAAGGAGUAAGAAAAGGGAAAGGCGAACUCUACGAUCACCUGCGAACGCUGACGCAUGGCACCGCGUUCGUCAUGUGGGAUUAUGAUUACUUGCAGGAAAUGAGUAAAGGUAUCAGUGGUAUUAUCAAGUACGGAACGAUAAGCGAUGCACAUGUGAAAGGAAGAGUGAUAAAAAGCGAACCGUGGCUGGAAGUCGAGAUCACGCAGGGGUUGGAUAAUGGCAUCAUCAAAACGCAAUUGGUAGGAGAAUACAACCUGCCUAAUGUACUCGCGGCGGUGACUAUUGGUAUCACCUUUAAAAUUCCAGGCGAAAAGAUCGUAGCUGCUAUUGAAAAUUAUACUCCUUCCAAUAGCCGAUCGCAACUGGUCACUCAUGGCUCUAAUAAGAUCAUCCUGGAUGCGUACAAUGCCAACCCAAGUAGUAUGAAACUGGCGAUAGAGAACUUUGCGAAACUUCAUGCGGACAAUAAAGUCAUGAUGCUCGGUGCGAUGGCAGAAAUGGGCGCGGAUAGUAUUGCGGAACAUGAAGCGAUCAUCAGGCUGAUUGGUGAAUAUAAAUGGAACAAUGUGGUGUUGGUCGGCGGUGAUUUUUUAAACGUAUCUCAUCCUUAUAUUAAAUUCAAAAACGCCACCGAGGCAAAGGAUUGGUGGCGGGCACAGGGUUUUGAAAACACCCACGUACUGAUAAAAGGAAGCCGUAGUAUGCAAAUGGAAAAGAUACUUGAAUAG